Molecule: messenger RNA, 1437 nt
Organism: Leishmania braziliensis MHOM/BR/75/M2904
Lineage: Eukaryota; Euglenozoa; Kinetoplastea; Trypanosomatida; Trypanosomatidae
Product: putative beta propeller protein
Exons: 1
Coding region: 1-1437 (478 amino acids)
Biological process (GO): positive regulation of transcription by RNA polymerase I; rRNA processing
Cellular component (GO): nucleolus
Molecular function (GO): protein binding
Source: RefSeq, a predicted model, not a curated record
AUGAUCACUGACUGGACUCUACCGCUCCGCAAGGUGCCCACACACGCCACCAAGGACCCCUCAAUUGCGUGGAAUACGGUCCAUCUAUGCUAUGAGCAGCGUUUUUUCGGUCAGAUCACGAGUUUGCGCUACGACCACGCCGGUUUGUUGCUGGGAGGCACUUCCACAAAUCAAUUUGCGCUCCUGCGUGUGCCUCAGAAGAAUGGCGUAGUCGUAAAUGAGCAGACAGAGCGCAAGAAUUACUCCAUCCGCUUCCGAGAAGAUGACAAGCUUUACAUUCAAGCUGUAGAUCAGCGCGUGGUUGUGCGGUCCCCGGAGACCGCGUUCGAGCGGCAGUAUCUAGGACAUUCGCGGGAUGUGCGCUCCGCCAUUUUUAUUGGACGCCACAACUUCGCGUCCGCGAGCGACGACACGACAGUUAAGCUAUGGGAUCUGAUGAGUGAUGAUGAGCUCGGUGCGGCUCGUAUUCACACCGACUACGUGCGCUGCCUUGAGCCGUACUCUGGUGGCUCGUUCUUGAGCGGGUCCUAUGAUCACCGAGUGAACUUGUGGGACCCCCGAACCGGCAUGGACGCGCCGUUGCAAACCUCAGGGGGCGUCAUUACGCAAGCGGUGGAGGCACUGUGCUUCGUGCCAAAUGAAGAGAUUGUGGCUGUGGGUGCUGGCGAUCGCCUGGUCAUCUUUGACCCACGCAAGGGCCUCGGUACACCCUUGUUUCAGGGCUCAUUUCAUACCAAGUCAGUUGUUGCGGUGGCCUACUCGGAAAAACUGCGCAGUCUCCUCACCGGAUCGCUGGAUUGCCGCGUGAAAAUGUUCUCACUUAACGGCAGUGAGCUGCGCUGCAUUGCGAAUAAGCGUUUUGAAAACGGUGUGACAUCGCUGGCUGUUCACCCUAGCUCGACGGAGUACGCCGUGGGUAGCACCACAGGCGAGCUCAGCGUAUACCGCUUCAAGGAGGCGGAAGGGUUAGUGGACGACGUUCCGGAAGAAUUCGUUCUGGAAAGGGAGAAACCGCGGUCGAAGGAGCAGGUUAUGCGAGACAAGAUGAAAGAGGUUCAGUUCCUCCUCGGACGCUAUCAGUAUGGCAAAGCGCUCAAGACCGCUUUGUACUCCCGACACCCCGAUGUCCUCGUUUCCACGUUUGAGGAGCUUGUGCGUCGAGGCGCGCUGCACAUCGCGCUGAACAACCAAAACGACCGAACUGUUGUGCGCGUUCUUCGCUUUGCCACUCACUACGUCGAGAUGCCGCAGUUCACGGACACAAUGUUUGCCGUGUUUGAGACUAUUUUCGACAUCUACAGCGCCUAUGUGGGCAAAAGUGUCUUUUUUCACCGCGAGAUUCUGAGCGCACAAAAGAAGAUCGGCGCGUCUCUCGCGGUUAUGCAGCGCAUGGAAAGGACUAUGGGCAUUAUGGAGAUGAUUGUGCAUUCGGAAUAG